Eurypyga helias (sunbittern) is the source of this 686-nucleotide messenger RNA. It is a transcript of the gene ARL3, whose product is annotated as ADP-ribosylation factor-like 3. Lineage: Eukaryota; Metazoa; Chordata; Aves; Eurypygiformes; Eurypygidae. The transcript has 5 exons. Gene Ontology annotation, cellular component: microtubule cytoskeleton; cytoplasm. The annotation marks the transcript as partial. Gene Ontology annotation, molecular function: GTP binding; GTPase activity. The record is from RefSeq and is a predicted model, not a curated record. Gene Ontology annotation, biological process: cilium assembly.
GGUUUACUGUCAAUCCUGCGUAAACUGAAAAGCGCCCCAGACCAGGAGGUGAGAAUCCUCCUGCUGGGACUGGAUAAUGCAGGCAAGACCACACUCCUGAAACAGCUGGCAUCUGAGGACAUCAGCCACAUCACGCCAACACAGGGCUUUAACAUCAAAAGUGUACAGUCUCAAGGCUUCAAGUUGAACGUAUGGGACAUAGGUGGACAGAGGAAGAUCAGGCCGUACUGGAGGAACUAUUUUGAAAACACUGAUAUCCUUAUCUAUGUUAUUGACAGUGCAGAUAGGAAGAGGUUUGAAGAAACAGGUCAGGAGCUGGCUGAGCUUUUGGAUGAAGAAAAGCUUAGCGGAGUCCCCGUGCUCAUAUUCGCUAACAAGCAGGAUUUGCUGACGGCUGCCCCUGCUUCGGAGAUUGCUGAGGGACUGAACCUGCACACAAUCCGGGACAGAGUCUGGCAGAUCCAGUCUUGUUCAGCUCUUUCAGGAGAGGGAGUACAGGAUGGCAUGAAUUGGGUCUGCAAAAAUGUCAAUGCUAAGAAGAAAUAAAGCGUUCUGAGCGGCGUGGAAAUGGAGGAGCGGUGGGAGCAGAAUCCUAGCCUGAAAACACUAAUUUUCUGCUUUCUGACCAAAUGUUUUUCCAUCUGUGCACAGCUACAGCUGUUAAAAGAAAAAAAAAAUUGAGAGAG